AUGAAGGCACAUCGUACAGAAAAAGAAAAGCUCAAAACGCCAAGGGAGGAACUCAAGGCGGACCGCAAGCGCCUUGCACAGGAAGAAAAAAAUCAAGCAAGAAAAUCAACUGGCACCGGCUCCAAAUCUUCGAAGAAUGAAGACUGCGGCAAGAAUUUUGACCAUAAGGAUUUCGAAAACAUAUGUAGUUAUCUCAAGACACCUGGACACUACACUGAUCUGUUCGGCGAUGGCCAAAAGACUAGUGUAGGCCAAGCAAAGUUGACAAAAGCAAAGGCCUUUGAUGUAUUUGCUGUGUGGAUGAACAGUCUCAAUCCAGAUCUCCAACUGAGUGGUCGCCGACUUCAACAACGUCUCACUUCUUACAAGCAGAAGUAUAUCAAAUCGAAAAACUUUGAAGAGAAAACCGGCGCCGGGGUGCUUGACGAGCAUGGUCCUCAGACUCUAGCUGAAAUUCUCGAAGACAUGUGCCCAUGUCAUGAUCGUAUUGAUGCAAUCUUCCGAGACAAGCCAAACGUCACUCCGAUGCAUGAAUUUGACCAUUCACUUGCCUCGGCCACAUUGCUGCCUAACGAAGAACUCACCGACGGAGAGUCUAGUGGAAGUUCAUCCUCUCAUGGUCUGAUCGGUGGCUUGAAUUACAAUCCAAUCUUGGAGGAUUUGGAUGUUGAAAUGUUAUCGCCGACUUCUGCAGUAUCAACGACUCAUGCGGUUAUCAACGACUCCUGCGAGUAUCAACAACUCCUGCGGUAUGGACGACUCCCUGCGGUAUCAAACAAUCCAGUGGUUCCUGCAAUCCAAUCUGAUUCGCCUGCGAUACAAUCCGAUCCGAUUCCUGAAAAUGAUCCAAUUUCCGAUUCAGCUACCACCCACCACAAUCAGCCCGCUGUACCAAUUCCAUCGGGGCUCCACUCAAACUUUGGUGGCCCCUACCAAUGCAGCUUUGGAAGUGCUACGUCAAAGGGCUAG
Puccinia graminis f. sp. tritici CRL 75-36-700-3 is the source of this 969-nucleotide messenger RNA. RefSeq lists its product as uncharacterized. The transcript has a single exon. The record is from RefSeq and is a predicted model, not a curated record. The coding region runs from base 1 to 969 and encodes 322 amino acids. NCBI's taxonomy places the organism in Eukaryota, Fungi, Basidiomycota, Pucciniomycetes, Pucciniales, Pucciniaceae.